Molecule: messenger RNA, 1419 nt
Organism: Aspergillus versicolor CBS 583.65
Lineage: Eukaryota; Fungi; Ascomycota; Eurotiomycetes; Eurotiales; Aspergillaceae
Exons: 1
Coding region: 1-1419 (472 amino acids)
Source: RefSeq, a predicted model, not a curated record
AUGACCUUAGAAACAUUCGACCUCUUCCAACGCCUCCCCUUUGACCUUCGUCGUGAGAUUUACAUAUUGGCUACACCGCCCCGCAUCAUUCAUGUCAAAGAAGAUGCGCAAGACCCAACGCAAUUUGAAGAACAAUUCAAGGAAAAGGCCAACAUCUGCGUCAACCCCGACCUGGCAUACUUUGCUCCUAACUGGCGCCAAAAGAUCCUCCCCGAGCCCAUUAAGCAACGCACAUUAGAGGCUGUUGGCGUGAGCAGUAGUCGUGGCGGGCCACAUCAACCAUGGGAGCCGUCGGCGUCCACACCGGAGAUUCCUCUCAGAUGGCUCCAGGAUAAGCCCUCGAUAGCGUGGCUCAUCAUGCGCGAGAACUCGCUGUAUAGUGCUGCACCCAUACCACCUUUGUUGCAUACCUGGUAUGAAGCGCGAAGGGUGUUGAUGGGCUUCGGAUACACACUUGCUUUUGAAACACGCACAACCGGACCACGGACGUGGUUUCAUUUCGGUAGGGAUGUGCUGUUUAUCGACGAGGACAAUGCGAACACAUACUGGGAUGGGAAUCACAUUCUGACAGGCUGUCAAUAUACGAUUCUCGGACAGUUUCACUCGAAAGAUCUGAAAAGAGUACGGAAGUUGGCACUGGGCUCAUCUGGAUCGUUUUUGUUCCCUUGGCAGCGUUAUGACUAUUGCUCCAUGCUUGCACUUUCAGUCCGAUUAUUCCCUGAUCUAGAAGAGCUUCAGAUCGCCCAAUGGCGGCAAAAAGAUCUAUUCCGCUGGCGUGAUUACGGCAAGAACAAAACUGCCAUGCAUCCAUGGUCUAGUUAUAUAGACGAUCCGGUUGGCGAGCUUUGCUCUUUACCCGUUGAGGAGAUUGACGCCCUGCUGCAACUACUUUCACGGGCUGAUGGCGUUCGAUCCGACUUGCCAGUCGCUGGAGUCUUAGGCGAGGCUUUGAGAUCAUAUCAGCAGCGGGAUGGUGAUACUAGUGGUCUUCAUUUUCUUGAAUACGCGCAACGGCGAGCGCAAGCCGCGUUAGCUGCGCAACGCACCCUUUUACUGCAGAAGAAUGGACCAGGCCUUUCGACUUUUUCCUGGCAGAUUCCGAGGGUAAAGGCCGUCCAUAUAAUUUCACCAACAAUGGCAGCCCUACUACAACAGGAACGGCAAGUCGCCUGGGAAAAUUUUCUGAAGAUGAAACGCAAUUGGCAGGCGAUGGAGCAUACCGAGACAGCACACUCCUGCUCUAUAAAUGCAACUAGUGACUACCCAAUCCAUAAUAUCUAUACACAUGACAUUGAUUUUGGUCCGUUCUCAGAGCUUCAUCCAACCGAUAGGCUUUACAAAGCCGCAUGUACAGACGCCAGGCAGUGGUGGGCGGAGGAGGGAGUGCUUGCUGCACCAAAAUCUGCGGUGCUGUUUUGA